Molecule: messenger RNA, 1720 nt
Organism: Mytilus californianus (California mussel)
Lineage: Eukaryota; Metazoa; Mollusca; Bivalvia; Mytilida; Mytilidae
Product: protein unc-93 homolog A-like
Exons: 3
Coding region: 178-1617 (479 amino acids)
Source: RefSeq, a predicted model, not a curated record
GUAACUUUUUUGACAUUAUUGCCACGAUUUCUCUGGCAUUACGGUACCGUCAAGUUUACAUGCAUGUUUUGUAUGUAUCGUUUACAUCUCGUAAACAUUAGUUUAAAUCCUGGAAUUGUAUUCUUGUUGGAUUACCGCAAGUUUUUAUUAGCUUAUACUUAAAAUACGAAACAAAUCAUGGAUACCAAAAUGCGUCGCAUGUCUCCACUGGAAGACGAAACCGGAUUGGUUGACAUGGAUGAGGGUGACGCUAAAGGAAGAAAGAGAAAAUUGCAAAUGAACUUCGGGGCUCUAUGUGUCAUCUGGUUAUUCACAUUUACAGCAUAUUCUGGUUUACAAAAUCUAGAAACCGCGCUGUAUCAGGAUGUAGGGUUGUAUACCUUAGCUGCGUUGACAGGUGGCGGUGUCAUCGCAUGUCUUUUAGCACCGACAGCUAUCAGUUACAUCGGAUCCAAAGGAGCACUUAUUGUAUCUUGGAUAUGUCUUUCAUUCUUUGUAGCCGCUAAUUUCUUUGGUUUUAUAGGAAGUGGCUUUAAAUAUUUGCUUGUGGUUGCUGGCGGAGUUGAAGGUCUAUCUACUGGAUUAAUGUGGACCGCACAAGGAUCUAUAACUACGACAAUAGCCAUGGAGUAUCAUGAAAUAAUAGGGGAACCCAUGGAGAAGACCCUAAGUACACUUUUUGGAAUAUUUUGUAUGUUCUUUCAAAGUACUCAAGUGUGGGGUAAUUUAAUAUCUUCUCUUGUUUUGCAACAAACCUCCCAAAUUACAAAACACGAAUCCAAUUUCACAUUCUGUGGAGCAGAUUUCUGUCCAUCAGAUGUUCUGGCGUUGCGAGGAGGCAAGCACGGGAAUGGCACUGGCGGGCCGUCAAGUUUGCCAGAACCUCGACUCAUAAACAUACUGACUGGGAUAUACUUAGGUUCUACGGCUGUCGGACUGUUGAUAACUAUAGCCUUUCUAAAACCAGUGAAAUCGUCAAUGAGCGACAGUGGAGUGACACUUAAGGUCCGUCUCCUUUCCACUGUCCGUUUACUGUUUACCAAUCUGAACAUGUUUAUGCUGGUACCCUUCAGUUUGUAUACUGGCAUGGAACAAGUUGUGAUGUAUGCAGAAUUUACAAAUUCAUUCGUUGCCUGUAAGCUCGGUAUAGAAUGGAUUGGUUAUACCAUGAUCUGCUUCGGGGUCUGUGAUACGGUUGGCUCAUUAUUGGUAGGAUUCAUCGGGAAAUUUACUGGACGGCCGCCAUUAUUCAUCAUUGCUACUAUUUUGAACCUUGGAGUUCUUGGUAUUAUGAGAUUUUGGUCCUUCAAAGAAGAAGUACCUUUUUAUCUAUUCUUUGUUAUACCAGGUGUAUGGGGAUUAGCAGAUGGAAUCUGGCAAACGCAAAGUGGAGCAUUGGUAGGAUCUGCCUUUACAGAAGACCAGGAACCAGCGUUUGCCAACCUAAGACUGUUCCAGGCUCUGGGGUUCACUGUGGGAUAUUUAUAUAAUGUACAUCUAUGUGAAUACAUCAAACUGUAUAUAGCAGCAGGGACUUUAGUUGUGUCCAUGGUAUUUGUGGCAAUAGUAGAAAUUAGGAUCCGCCUAAAGAACAAACCAGAUGAAAGGAUAAUUUAAAUUGCCAAAUUUUUCAAUUCACGUAUUUUUUUUUUCAUAAUUCACUUUUUUACCAAUUAAAAGAAAUGUGCAGUAUAAAAAACAACCUAUCACCAAUGACUUU